This is a messenger RNA of Neurospora hispaniola, 711 nucleotides long. RefSeq lists its product as uncharacterized. The coding region runs from base 140 to 520 and encodes 126 amino acids. The record is from RefSeq and is a predicted model, not a curated record. The transcript has a single exon. Lineage: Eukaryota; Fungi; Ascomycota; Sordariomycetes; Sordariales; Sordariaceae.
GUGAAUCCAGGCCGCCAAGCCAGUUGCAUUUACUAGGGUAUCUACUGUACGUGUAUGGGGCUUGGCUCGAAGCGAGGUUGGAAGCCUUGAUAUCAAAACAAACGGUACCCGAAGUGAACCCUCUGGUUGCCUUUUUGGCAUGUCCUCCAUUGUAGCAUCAAAGCUGCAUUUGAUCCUUGAAAGACGAAAUGUUGGUGUGGCACGCUGCCUCGGGCUUGAUGUAAAGGAAGUCGCCAAUCCAACGGGAGAGAAGAGCCUGACUAGUAGUUGGGUCGGUGACGACCAGCGAAUCCCAAGUGUUGUAUGUCCCUCUUUUUUAUUCUUUUUAUUUUUCUAUUUUUUUAAGGUGCGGUGCAAUCUUGCUUUGUACCUGUCUCUCUUUCAUUUGCUAAUUCUGACCGUCUUUUGCUUCUUGGUUCCUGUUGUUGAACCAGGAGCGGUGGAGUGGAUAAUGUGGGUGAUGAGAUCUGGGUUUCUGGUACGUUUUUAUCUGGAGAUACAGGUACCGCUGCAUACUUAGCCUAUGGGACCGGUAUAAACAACCGCUACUGAAAUAAACAUAGAACGCCGGCCCAGACAGAUUGAGUAUAACUAGACAAAAAGAAUUUCAACCUGACAGAAAAGCACAAAGGUGAUGUAAUGAAUAUAGGUCUUUCGGCCCAUCGAUCCAUUUAGCUUGCUGUGGACUGACUGACUGACUUUUCGGAGAAA